AUGGGCCAAGCUGCUACCCUGCCAUGUAGGAGAGGGGAGUCUUAUGUUACUGAGCUGUACGAGUGGUUCAGAAAGUUUAUCAAUGAAUGUCCCAGUGGGUUGAUCACUCUUCACGAGUUUCAGAGGCAUUUCUGUGAUGGGACAGUGGGCAGCGAGUCAGCUGAGUAUGCAGAGCAGAUAUUUCGCACAUUGGACAGUAAUGGGGAUGGAGUGGUUGAUUUCAGGGAGUAUGUCAUGGCCAUCAGCAUGCUCAUUGAAGGUUCAGCUGUGGAGAAGCUGCGGUGGUCGUUUAAGCUCUAUGACAAAGACAGAGACGGAGCCAUCACAAGGGAGGAAAUGCUGGAGAUUAUGCAGGCUGUGUAUAAGAUGAGUGUCGCAGCUGCUUUAACCCAACCCAACCCACUCACAGCUGAAGAAUGUACCAACAGGAUAUUCAUGCGAUUAGAUAAAGACAAUAACGCCAUCAUCAGUCUGGAGGAGUUCAUAGAGGGAGCGCUGGAUGAUGAUUGGAUCAGGGAGAUGCUGGAAUGUGACCCGAGCACUGUGAAGGUGGAGAGGCCCCUGAGGAGGGACACCGCUUUGGGGACCCAUGGUUGACCCAAAGUGGGGUAUUCUAUUCACUGGGAGAAGAGGAAUUAACCAGUUGACGUUUGGACCAACAUUUCCAGGAACAGCUUCCAUUCAUUGUGACAAAUUAUAUCACAGUCUGUUGAAUAACUCAGAGGGAGACGCUGGAGAGUGCUAGGAAAUGUAGAUAUUGUUUUUACAGUAUGAAAAACAUCCAGUGCUGCCUUCUAGAAUAUGCCUUAGAAUAAAUCAUGCCUAUAAUGAGACAAAGAAAUGAGCCUUCUCAUAUUAUAUCAUUAAAUAUUCAUUCUGCCUUUGUGGCCACAUUAAC
Molecule: messenger RNA, 898 nt
Organism: Epinephelus lanceolatus (giant grouper)
Lineage: Eukaryota; Metazoa; Chordata; Actinopteri; Perciformes; Serranidae
Product: guanylyl cyclase inhibitory protein
Molecular function (GO): calcium ion binding
Source: RefSeq, a predicted model, not a curated record